GGCGCGGAGGUGUGACCCGGCGUCCGGCGAGCGGCGGCGUCUGCGGAGUGGCGGGUCCGCGGACCGGCGGGCGAGCGGGGACGGGCGUUUCGCCGCGCGCUCGGGCCUGGCCCUGGCGUUCCCCGGAGCACACCGAAUCCUCGCCACGCGGAGGGCGCCUGGAGGCGCAUCCUGGAGAACCUUGGCCGCACGGGGCCCAUUUCUCGCCCCUCACGUUCCGGGAGCCCGGCACUCUGGUAACAAAUAAUCAUCUGAAUUUGUCAAGAUGUCUUCAGCACCUGAGCCUCCGGCCUCUACAAAGGAACCACCCAAGGAGAAAGACUUUGGAAACCCAGGGCUUAGAGGGGUCCGCACGACUACCUUAUUUCGAGCUGUGAAUCCAGAACUCUUCAUUAAACCUAACAAACCUGUAAUGGCUUUCGGAUUGAUAACCCUUUCGCUUUGCGUGGCUUAUAUUGGUUAUCUACAUGCAACACAGGAGAAUAAAGAGGACCUCUAUGAAGCUAUUGAUAGUGAGGGAAACAGAUAUAUGAGGAGAAAAACGUCUAAAUGGGAUUAACAGCGCUGGUCACUGCAGGCGCAGCUGUGAGGGCUCUGAAAUCCUCACGGGAGAGACUGAGUGGACAUGACUGUGUUUCUGGGUCUAAAAUAUGUUAAUGAGGAAAAAUAGCAGUUGCAACCAAACCACUGGAGUAAAUUUGGUCCUUUUAAAGCUGCAGCUUUUAUCUCCUUUUCCCAGAGAAAGAGCCACUCAAUACUUUCCUUUUAUUAAAUCCUUGUAUAAAAAUGCCAUGAGAAUGGAAGUCAUUUUUGUUAAUUAUUAAGUUCUACAUAAUAAAAGUACCCAGUGGUAUUGAGUUUGCAUAAUGUUUUUAAUAUUUCAAGGUGAACUGUGCAGUUGCAACUGUUUCGAGAGUUUAGUUUUAUUUUGCUAUUUGUAAAGGCAAUGUUCAUUUUCUACCUGACAUAAAACCCAUAUUUGUUGGGGGAGAAAAGUAAUUUCAAUUACUGUAAAGUCUACAGUUCACAUUAAAGACAUAGUUUUUAAAGAUG
Manis pentadactyla (Chinese pangolin) is the source of this 1053-nucleotide messenger RNA. RefSeq names its product small integral membrane protein 8 (gene SMIM8). The record is from RefSeq and is a predicted model, not a curated record. The transcript has 3 exons. Bases 266 to 559 code for a protein of 97 amino acids. Lineage: Eukaryota; Metazoa; Chordata; Mammalia; Pholidota; Manidae.